Messenger RNA from Melospiza melodia melodia, 10198 nucleotides. RefSeq names its product zinc finger protein 618 (gene ZNF618). The transcript is spliced from 17 exons. Lineage: Eukaryota; Metazoa; Chordata; Aves; Passeriformes; Passerellidae. Bases 251 to 3037 code for a protein of 928 amino acids. Gene Ontology annotation, molecular function: protein dimerization activity. The record is from RefSeq and is a predicted model, not a curated record.
GACUGAAAUUUUCCAAACCAGGUGUCUGCCCAAGGAAGAAAUUGUUUGAAGAAGCUGCACAAAACCUCUCACUGGUCUGGCUGCUGAAUGGGCUCAGAGGAAGGAGGGUUUGCCCACGGCCGAGGAGAGCAACAGCAGCGGGCGGAGGAGCUCUUCCAGCAGGGAGUGUUUGAAGAGGAGCCCGCAGAGCCCCAAAGCCGAGGGCUCCGACUCGGUGACAUCUCAGUCCUCCCCCAGUGAAGAGGCUGGAAUGAUGACUGAGGUGAAAGUGAAGACAGAGGUACCAGAUGACUACAUCGAGGAGGUGAUCUGGCAGGAUGACACCAAAGAUUCCAAGAAGAACAUCAAGGACGGGCCGGGGGACGUGCCUGCGGAGAUCUGCGUGGUCAUCGGCGGCGUGCGCAACCAGCAGACGCUCGAUGGAAAAGCAGUGGAACGUGACUCUUCCGUUGGAUAUACACGAAAUCGAUAUUCAGGGACCUGGAUUUUUGACCAUGCAUUGAGAUACACGUCCGGGUCUUACGAGUGUGGAAUUUGUGGGAAGAAGUACAAGUAUUACAACUGUUUCCAGACCCACGUGCGAGCACACAGAGACACCGAAGCUGCCUCAGGGGAAGGAGCCUCACAAGGCAGUGCCCCUCUGGCUGCGGAAAGGGAGAAGAAGCCUCUCUCCAGAGCUGUCUUUGUGCUGCCCUGGGUGGAAUCCACAGAAACAAACAAUUUUAGGUACACGUGUGACAUUUGUGGGAAAAAAUACAAAUACUAUAGCUGCUUCCAAGAGCACAGAGACCUACAUGCCGUGGAUGUUUUUAGUGUGGAAGGGGCCCCAGAAAACCGGGCAGACCCCUACGACCAGGCUGUCAUCGCCGCUGACGAGGUGAAGGAGGAGGAGCCCGAACCCUUCCAGAAGAUUGGGCCAAAAACUGGCAAUUACACCUGUGAGUUCUGUGGCAAGCAGUACAAGUACUACACUCCCUACCAAGAGCACGUGGCUCUGCACGCCCCCAUCAAGUUCUCUCGAUCUCCACUCUUCGUGGCAGUGAAGACACAGACGAGCCAGUCCAGCAAAAAGUCGCCGGCGUCCAUAAACCGCUGCUCCAGCCUCCUGCACCGCGCGCCCUCCGGCGUCCCGCCCGCCUCCCAGGCCCAGAUGUUCCGCGCUCCCAACUCCGCAUCCCCAGGAAGCAAGGCCAUCACAGCAGAAAGUGCUUUCAGCAGAAGAGUGGAAGGCAAAGUGCAAAACAACUUUGAAGAAACAAACAGCAAUUCCCAGAACUCCAGUGCUGGUCAUUCGGGGACAGAGAAACCUAAAGAAAAGAGGUGUAAGCAGAACCCAUCAGAGCCUUACACCUGUGGAGCUUGUGGAAUCCAGUUCCAGUUUUAUAACAAUCUCCUGGAGCACAUGCAGUCCCACGCAGCUGACAAUGAGAACAACAUUGCCUCCAGCCAGCAGCCCAGGUCACCUCUCCCCGUGGUUGAAGAGAAGUGGAAGCCACAGCUCCAAAGAAAUAAUGCCAACAACACGCCGGCGAGCGGCUCUCUGGGGAACAGCGCCAUCCCGGAGAAGGAGCGGCAGAACAUCGCCGAGCGCCUGCUGCGGGUCAUGUGCACCGACCUGGGCGCGCUCAGCGUGCUCAGCGGCAAGGAGUUCAUCAAGCUGGCGCAGACGCUGGUGGACAGCGGGGCUCGCUACGGUGCCUUCUCCGUCACCGAGAUCCUGGGCAACUUCAACACCCUGGCUCUGAAGCACCUGCCUCGGAUGUACAACCAGGUGAAGGUGAAAGUCACCUGCGCCCUGGGCAGCAACGCCUGCCUCGGCAUCGGGGUCACCUGCCACUCGCAGAGCGUCGGCCCCGACUCCUGCUACAUCCUCACCGCCUACCAGGUGGAGGGCAACCACAUCAAGAGCUACGUCCUGGGCAUUAAGGGCGUGGACCUUCGAGACAACGGUGAUUUCAUCCACCACUGGGUGCAGAACGUGCUGUCGGAGUUUGUGAUGUCGGAGAUCAGGACGGUGUACGUGACCGACUGCAAGGUCAACUCCUCGGCGUUCUCCAAGGCGGGCAUGUGCCUGCGCUGCUCGGCCUGUGCCUUGAACUCGGUGGUGCAGAGCGUGCUCAACAAGAGAACGCUACAGGCUCGCAACAUGCACGAGGUGAUCGAGCUCCUGAAUGUCUGUGAAGACCUGGCGGGGUCCACGGGCCUCUCGAAGGAGACCUUUGGCUCCCUGGAAGAGACCUCCCCGCCGCCCUGCUGGAACUCGGUCACCGACUCCCUGCUGCUCGUCCACGAGCGCUACGAGCAGAUCUGUGAGUUCUACAGCAGGGCCAAGAAGAUGAACCUCAUCCAAAACCUGAACAAACACCUGCUUAGCAACCUGGCAGCCAUCCUGGCGCCAGUGAAACAGGCCGUGAUCGAGCUGAGCAACGAGAACCGGCCCACGCUGCAGCUGGUGCUGCCCACCUACGUCAAACUGGAGAAACUGUUCACUUCCAAAGCCAACGACGCUGGCGUGGUCAGCAAACUCUGUCACCUCUUCUUGGAGGCGCUGAAGGAGAACUUCAAAGUUCACUCGGCACACAAGGUAGCCAUGAUCUUGGACCCUCAGCAGAAGCUGCGGCCCGUCCCGCCCUACCAGCACGAAGAGAUCAUUGGCAAGGUCUGCGAGCUCAUCAAUGAGGUGAAAGAGUCCUGGGCAGAAGAAGCAGAAUUUGAACCUUCAACCAAGAAGCCUCGUGCAGCAGGGGAGGCCACAGCAGCUCAGGAAGAAGAUUGGUUUGGGAAAAGUGAAGUCUAUGAUUAUUUGCAAGAACCUCUCUUCCAGGCCACCCCUGACCUGUUUCAGUACUGGUCGUGUGUUACCCAAAAGCAUACGAAACUAGCCAAGCUGGCCUUUUGGCUCUUAGCAGUGCCUGCUGUGGGUGCCAGGAGCGAAUGUGUAAAUAUGUGUGAGCAGGCACUCUUGAUCAAAAGGAGGCGGCUACUCAGUCCAGAAGACAUGAACAAACUCAUGUUUUUGAAGUCCAACAUGCUUUAAGACUUUAAUUAACAAAACUUUAAAACACUGUUCCAAACAAAGAAAAAGAAAUUUAAGUUCUAAACACUGUGGACCUCAUUAUGAAUGCCCCUGGAAACCAAGUGCUUUUUUAUAUAUAUAUAAAAAUAUAAAUAUAUAUAAAAUUAAGUUUGAAAGGAAAGCUGAGCACAGGAGAGAGACAGCCCUCUGCCAGGAAUGUGCUCCUUUCCAUAGAUAGUGUGUGGACUUGACAGACUUUCUAAUGUUUUCAAGUGGGCAGACGAAUGGGAGGCUGAUGUUCUAAAGUCUUCAGGCAGCUGAGAUCUAAAGUGACUUGAAGUUUCUUUUGUUUCUCCUCCACCCCACCUUUCCUCUUGUCCCCUGGGCCAUCUUGCCAUGGAUAAUCAGACUCCAUUGACCAGACCAGUUCUGCACUGGACUUUGCUCCUUUGAAUAACUGUACACCUUGAGGGCACUUGGCUGCAGCCUUCUUGGCAUGGUGCGUGAAUCAGGGCAGCUGUGUUCCACCAACACCGGCAUCUUUAGAAAUCAGGAAGGGAGGCUUUAAGGUUUUUGAUUCUUAAUUUUAUUUUUAACCUUUCCAUAUCCUUUUUUUUUCCCAAAAAACAAAAGUUACUCCUUUGUCUCUACUCCCAGUUUUGAGUUUAACAUGGCAGCAAGUGAUUAUAAGUUUGAUUUCAAACUAAGAGAAAUGGUUCAUGGCAGAAACUGUCAGAAGUUGUUACGUUUCUUGGCUUUAUAUUUUUUUACAGCAGAACUUCUUUUCUGAACUCCCGGUGUUAAUUUUCUUUUCUGUGAAUUUUGUACAUCAAGUGUUCUCAGACUUGUUCUAGAGUAGUCCAUUUGCAAUUAAAUGAUGUUCUUAUGGGAACCUCAGCAGUUGUUUAUGUGGCAAAGCCUAGAAACCAAGAAAAGCAAAUGGUGACAGCACAGGUGGCUGUGGGCCACCAGUAAGCUUGCCAGGUCUGCCAGAGAACCCUUGUACCUAAAGAUUUUUGUUUAGAAGUGUCUCAGUGACACACAAACCACCCUUCCCAAGGCCAAGGACAAACCAAGGUGUAUGAUUUUUCAGGGGAACAAAGCUCACCAGUUUUGUCAAACUGGGGUUUGAAGGAAGCUUAGAGAAGUGCAUGGGCUCAAAGAUCCUUCUGAAUGUAAGUGCUCCUGAUUGAGUGCAAAGAAUAUCUUCCCCUUUUUGUUUGGAAUGGUUUCCUCUAGUGGCACGAAUGUCUUUUUGAUACCUACAGUGCAUUACACUACUUGUUCUGUUGCUGACCUGUUCUGGCCAGGAAGGCCACGGGCCCCGAAACUUUCACACGUAACUGGCUCACCCCAAAUGCAAUUAGAGAUCCCCAUAACCCCAAACCAUCUGGUCACUCUGCUGUCCCCAAGGCCAGAGCUCCUGCAGGCACAGCUCCUGGGCUGCUGGAGAGGCUCUGCCAGCUUUGGUGCCUCUUGGACAAUUCCCAACCUCUGGUGCCAAACUGUGCAUUUUUCACUGCUGGGACUUGUCUCCUGGAGGAAAACUGAAGCAAAUUCUUCUUUUUUCAGCUCCUGGGCUUCCAGGAGCUCUGGAGCUGCGGUCCCAGUGGUGUGGGAGGGUCAGGAGGAGGACUGGCCCUGCUGAGAGCAGGCUGGAGCCCUUCAGCAGCACAGGGAGUUUGCUGCUGGCUGGCAAUGCAGGGGGAAACUGGAGACCCUCUCUGCAGUGCUGCUGUUGAGCAGAUGUUAAACCAGGAUCCCACCUGCCCUGCUCUGGCUGUAAGAGAAGUUGCAAGUUGCAAGACGUGAGAAAUAGCAAACCCAAUCUCUCAGGCUUUGUGUGCAGAUGCCUUGAACCUCACAGGCACUCCCUGACACUGCACUGCCACAGGACUCAGGGGCACAGUUUGCACACUGGACCCUUCCCCACGCCAGGCUCACGAGGACAGACCUUGGCACCAGCUGUCUUGCCCUUUCCAGCCCUUUCAACCUUCCAUUGCCUUGAGGCUGGUGUUUGGGUUGACCUCUCAGCACUGUUACUGCCAUCAGACCAAAACCAUUGUCUCCUGAAGUGUUAAUUUUUGCCUAAAGCACACGGCCUGCCACAUGAACAGGAGCUGCCAAGGCAGAGGCUCCUGGACUCCUGAUUUCCCUGUCAGUGGCUGAUGGAGGGGUUGCUGUAGGGCCAGCUUUCCUUCUUGCUGCUUUUGUUUUCUCCUGUACAAAUCCUGCAUGCCCAGCCACCAGGGCAGGAGAAACCUGUGGCAGACAGAAAUGAACCCUGAGUGAGUGAGAUGUGUGCCAGGCCCACUGGUACCUGCAGCAGGAAAACUUGGCUGGUGCAUGUCCCAGAGAGGAUUAGCUGUGGGCACAGAGGUACCACACAGCUCAGCUGAUGGCACAGGGAUCAGGAUUGGCAGCUCCUUCUCCUAAUGGCACGUUACACCUUUUUGUGUGGCUCACCUGAGACCCUGAGAGCUCUUUGGUGCUCAGGGGAACAUGCAGAGCCCUUGGAUUCCUUUGGAAAGACAGCUCCAGCCCCAGCCCUCCUUUGCUAAGGGACAUGUAGAUGAUUUCUGUGGAAUUUGUGAACUCGGGCUCACGUUGUCUGGUGAGAAGUGGGCAGAGUUAGCACAGCUGUAAAUCCCUGGAGCUGAGUUGGGCAAAGUGCAGGGAUUUGUGCCCAGCAGUGGUGCAGACUGAGGGCCUGCAUGCAGGAAGGCCACAGCCACCCCUACCUCCCAUCCCACCUCCCCUUUCCCUUCUCACACUGUGGGUUUGGCACCAGAGCUGGCGUUUGCUGGUGGUGCUGACCAAAGAGAGGGAUGGACUGGCCCUCUCCCCCAUCCCAAAAACUGCCCCUCUGAGGCAACUUCACUUGGAGUUGCACUAAUGAUGGGUGUUAAGCAGUGAAGUCAGGCAGAUGAGAUUCUCCCAAAGACUUAAAAACUCAGCAGCUGCAAAAGCAAGAGAAAACCUAAGGGCCUAAAGUGGAGCCUUCUCAGAGGUGGUGAGGAGAGGGGCUGCUUGGCCCCUUCUCCAGAGACUCAGUGCAGGAAGGUGCAGCUUUUCCUGACUUGCACAUGGCUGCAGGGUGCCCAGCUCAGAGGAGCUGCUUGUGCUGGGCUGCUCCAGGCUCUCUCUGGGUCACUUGGGCCUCAGUAAAAGCAGAGAAGCAUAUCUGGAGCACAUGCAGUUACCUUAAAUGCCAAGUUUUUGCUCUUCUUCCUUCUUCCAGGCUUGAAUUCACAUUCUGAGGAGCAAAAGUACUUUUCCAAGGUCUGAAAUUUGGAAACUCUCUGUUCCUGCUGUUUGGUGCCCCAGAGGUGAGGAGCAGCCAGGGUGUUGUAGGGAGCUCUGCUGGUCCUGGGCUGGGACACUGCUCAGGAGAGGCUCUGAGUUUGGCCAGGGCUGUUGUGAGGUUCUGCUCCCUUGGAGCUGGGAGGAGAAAUCCUCAGAACUGGGAUCAUCCUCUGGUGGGUCAUGUUGAGAACUUGCCUUCUGCUUGUUGGUUUUCUUUAAUCUCCCUUGUGAAAUGUGUCAGGGUGCAGGAAUGGUGUGUGGCCUUCAGGCAUCCACCUGUUCUGCUGCUGACUGUGCCUGACCUUGCAGACUCUUCCUGGCUUCACAGUUUGCUUUGGGAGCAUUCUGACCUUCAGAUGGGGAGCAAGCAGCACCAGGUGAGCCCCAAGAGGGAAGGGCCUGUCUGAACACUCUUGUUAGUGAAGAGGAUGGGACAGAGGCAGAGCUCUUGAGGAGGUUGUUUCUGUGUGGAGCAGCAGCCAGGAGGUCAGGAAGGAGCUCUCCUGCCUCUCAGUAGGCAGUGGUUGUGUUUGGCUUGCAGGAUGGACUUGCUGUCCUGCACCUGGCUUGAGUUGGAAUGGAGGUGAGCUUCCCUUUCUGUCCAAGCUCUCUGUCUGUGCUGAGGAAACUGCUGUGGGUGGGUUUGAACUGGUGCAAUCUGUAAAACUUUCUGUGACAGCUGACUGUGGGCUCAGGUUUUGCCUAACUCAGUUGUUCCUUCAUUGCUGGUUAAGCCAGUUUAACUUGAGCUGAACUGGUUUAAGUGUCCACACAAAGCACCUGCACUGGUUUAUCUGUGCUUGCUGGGCAGACAGGAUGUCCAGUAGCAGCUCAGGGAGUCAUGACCCUUAUGUGACUUUUGCAAAUGAAUUUGCAGCAGAUGCUCUCAGAACCUGGCAAUGACUGAAAAUAGAGGGGAGACACUUCUGGAAAUGACUUGAGCUCUAAAUUGUGGCAUUGGAGUGUCCAGUGAGAUGGCUCAGGUGGGUUGGGUGGUUUUUCUCCAACUGUCUGCAAUAACCCAGAAGGUUUAGCAUGGGAAGGAAUUACCAAAAAUGUUUGUGUUGGUGGCUGAGUCUGCUCAGAGGACCCAGUUCCAUUCUGGCCAUGGUGAGCACAGGACAGGGGACUGGAACCUCCUGCUGCUCCCACAGUGCCCUGGGCAUUUCUAGGCAGCACCAUGUUACUGGUGAAUCAAAAUGCAUUAAAAGAGCAGCCAGGAAGGUUCUCCAAGGCUGGGAGUGCUGCUCUGUGCUGAGGAGAGGCUUGGAUUGCUGAUGGCACCUCUUGGCUGAGGGAGAGGCAGAGGCUCCUGUGAGCAUUCACACAGGAAGGGACAAGCUGUUCCCUAUGGAGUAAUUAGGAGUAAUGGAAAAAAAAAAUAUAUACUAAAGGCAGAUUCUGGGAAAUCUCUUCAGGGAGGAGAGCUCUGUUCCUCUGGGAGGGGUCUGAGGGGAAGGUUUUGAGCCCUGUUGCUGAAGACAAGGCUGCAGAGUGAAGCUCACUCCAUAAACACUUGGCUGGACCUUGCCAAGAGAAAAGGAACUGGGUGUAGGGGUGGGAAGUGCCAGGUUCCUGCCCAGAGCCCUCCAGGAGGGUUCACAGAGCCUUUUCCUCCUCAUCACCAGCAGCAAGGCCUUGCCAGCUCUCAGUGCAUCCCUCAGCCAGUUCCUGCAGGGAGGGAGGCGGCAGAGGGGAAGCUGCCAGUGGAGGAGCAAAUGUCCUGUGGGAUCAGUGUGGGGAGGGUGUUCAGUGUCUGCUGCUCCUGCUGAGCUUUCCUCUGCUGCUCCAUGGCCUGGGAUCCCCUGGGAAUGCCCAGAGCCUCCAGCUGAGCCCCGUGCCCUGUCAGACCUGACGCUGUCGCUCUGUAGCAAUAAGAACUCCCUGUGUGUGUGGGACCUGUCCCCUCACUGCUCUGUCACCUCCUGGCGCUUCUGGAAGUGUCCCUGAGCAAACCCUGAGGCCCAGCUGAGCUCCUGGGACAGUCUGCUUACGCUAGGCCAGAAAUGGUGAACCAAUGACAGUGGGUUGUCCUGAAAUUUAAUUGUAUCUGUUGAAUGUUUGUGGGAUUUCUGUUUAAUUUCAGGUUUAGUUUGGCUGCUUAGUUGAGGUUUUUCCUGUUCUGAGUCCUUUGUAACUCGACAGGAGAGUUUUGCUCACAUAGACAAUGGUGUAUCCAUAGACCCUGAGGGGUUCCUUAUCCAUAGGCAGCUGAGUUGGAAUUUUUGGCUCCUGAAACAAGGAAUGAUGACUGGCAGGAUUUUAUGUAGCAUCCCUGACAGUGGGACCCAGAUGAGCAACUCAGGCUUAAUGAUGGGAAUAUUGUAGGAAUAUUGUUGAUGACACGUCCAACCCUUGCUUUUUACAACCAAAGCUCCUUAAAAAGGCACUUCCAGCCUCACUGGCCUCAAAUCCUUGUUCUCACCUCCCAGGGGUGGCAGUCUCUGCAGUGUCUGUGGAUAGGCUGGGAUUGUUUCUUCAGUGGGCUGGGGGUGUGGGAGAAGGGAUAACUUUUCCCCUUGCUGUGUAGGACCUUCCCCCUCAAGGAAGGAGAUGUGUUCUGGAAGGAGCAGCAGAUUUAGGAGCUGUUUUCCAUGGUCCCUUGAAGCUUGCUGGUACUUUAAUACUCCUUUUUCUGAAUUGUUUGAAGGAAAGCUGGUAGUGGAUGACCUGCCCAGUGGUGGCAGGUGGCAGCCCAGGCUGUCAGUGGGGGGACACUCUGCCCAGGCCGUGAGGAUUGUAGUCCACGCCGUAGCCAGACAGUGUCAUGGUGACAGCCAACCAUCAGGAGAUCCUUGUUUGCAGCCAGUCUGAAAAGAGAAGCUGUUCCUCACUCGUGAGUUCCAUUUCCCAAACCUCCUCCUGGGAGCUGAACUCGUUUCAUCAAGCAAAGGAUUUAAUGUUCUCCUGCCCCUCCUGGCCCUCCCUGCCCUCAGUAACUCGUGUGCAUUUCCUUCCUUUCUGUAGAUGCAGAUGUUCUAGGCAAUACCACAGAGCACCCGCGCUGCGAGUGCGACCAUGUCAUCUUAAAAAAUACAAAAAAAAAUAUACAAAAAAUAUACAAAAAAUAUCUUUUUUAGGCCAGAGUUUUCUACAGGUAUUAAUGAAUAUUUUUCUUAAUCCUUAUAAGUUUUAUGUGUUUAAUAUUUCUUAAUACCGGUAGCAUUAAUUUAUACUUUUGUAGCAACACAAUAUUUUUAUAAACCGCCACCGCUGGCUUUGUCUUCAUAACGGGAAACGUGCGGGCAGCUGGCCCCGCGCUGUACCAUGUACUGUAUUUAAAAGGUUAUCUAAUGUCACACUUGCUGUGUUAAUAAACAAAACAAAACCUGUUUGAAGUCUCAUGUAUUGUUGGUGUGGAUCAAAUGACUCACUAGAGAGCAAUAUUGCACGGGGUUGAGUUGCUGAUUUUCAUUGUGAUAUGCGAACACUUGAGGCCAACUCAAGUUCUGAGGUUUUUUUUUUUUUCUUUUUAGGAUUUUGUUUUGUUUUUGUUUUGUUUCGGGUUUUUUUUUCAGCUAAAUAAAUUCAGUGCUGUUUGAAACUUAGACUGACGUCAAAUGAAAAGGAUUAUUAAAGAAAAAAAAAUAUCAAGGUGUUUAAAUGUUGCUGUUUUUACAAGUCUGUUGCUGUCUGAAUGGAAAUAUUCCACGAGAGGAGGAAUAGUUCCACUUAGCUUCCAAAGGGGCCGAGCUCCAGGCCAGAGUUCGGUUAUUUGGAAAUACCUUAGAGACAUGUUUCUGCAACAUUCUUUUCAGAAUUGAUGCCAAGGCAGAAGACAAACUGUAACUGUAAGAAAGCAUCCGUUGCUUGAGGAUUUUCAUGUCAGUGUUGUAUUUAUGGUUUUACAAUAAAACAACCUUUAGGGGAAAAAAA